Messenger RNA from Mugil cephalus (flathead mullet), 2042 nucleotides. It is a transcript of the gene spred2a, whose product is annotated as sprouty related EVH1 domain containing 2a. Gene Ontology annotation, cellular component: membrane. Gene Ontology annotation, biological process: negative regulation of MAPK cascade; multicellular organism development. NCBI's taxonomy places the organism in Eukaryota, Metazoa, Chordata, Actinopteri, Mugiliformes, Mugilidae. Gene Ontology annotation, molecular function: protein kinase binding. The transcript is spliced from 6 exons. The record is from RefSeq and is a predicted model, not a curated record. Bases 390 to 1673 code for a protein of 427 amino acids.
ACAGUGUUUUAUUAUUGUCAUCAUUAACAUUUUCAUUAUUAUCAUUAUUAUUAUUUGUUAUCCGGUAAAAACACGUGACUCUGCGGUCCUUCGGGUCUGACGUCAGCCGCCGCUCCGCUCCGUCUGGAUCCAUCAUGGAGUGAGGAGGAGGACAUGGGGCUCGUCCGGGGCCAUCCUCACCGACACCAGCGCACCGCCAUCGGUCACCACAUUCCAGCAGGGUCCGAAAGACGAGGAGGAGAAGAAGGAGGAGGAGGAGGAAGAAGAGGCGGAGGCUUGGAUGCGCUCGGGUAGCCGAAUGAGAGUAAAUCCCGGGGAGGAAAUAUGAGGACACCGGACCGCGCUGCGGCGGCGGGAGUUUGUUCUUACCGGAGGUGAAACGAAAAAACAUGAGCGAGGACACGAGACCAGACGAUGACAGCUACAUUGUGCGCGUCAAAGCGGUGGUGAUGACGAGAGAUGAGUCAAGUGGCGGCUGGUUGGCGCAAGACGGCUGCCUGAGUCGAGUGGGCGUCUGUAGGUUGCUGCCGCCACAACUCCUGGGACGCAACACAUUCCUUAUCCACGGGGAGCGUCUCAAAGACAAGCAGGUGAUCCUGGAGUGCUUCCUGAAAAAGGACCUCGUCUACACAAAGGCCACGCCCACAUUCCACCACUGGAAGGUGGACAACAGGAAGUGUGGUCUGACCUUUCAGAGCCCAUCAGACGCCCGAGCCUUUGACCGCGGGGUGAGGAAGGCCCUGGAGGAUCUGACAGAAGGGUCAACAACGUCCUCAUCAACGCUGCAGAAUGAAGCGGAGCUCGGAGAUGACGACGUCUUCACGACUGCCACCGACAGCUCGUCCAACUCAUCCCAGAGGAGAGAGCCGGCGAUGCAUGCAGUGGCACCACCCAGCUUCUGUGAGGCCCGACGGCACCACUGCAUCCUGGGACAUUUCUACGAGCAGCAUCGCCCCCCUGAUCACUACUUCCUGGACCAGGUUGUGCACAUGUUUCCCCAUCACGUCAGCUUCCAGGUGGAAGAGGAGGAGAUCGUACGCAUUAAUCCCCGCGAGCGAACCUGGCUCACCGGCUACGAGGACUACCGUCACACAAACUCAACCCGAGACAAACUUGCCCAGCCUCGUAACCCGGAAACCUACGUGCAUUUCACGAAGAGCAACGUGCCCAAACAUGACUACUCCUAUCCCUACCCACUGACCUGCAAUGUGCAGCAAGGCUGCAACAGUAAACCCGGCUGUCUGGAGGUGGGCGGCAGCCGCAGGGCGGUGGUGACGGUGCAACCGCGAGCCCAGCAGCCCAAAGGCGAGCGGCGGAAGGUGGAUGGAGAGCGUCUGCGUUGUGUGUACUGUCAGGACAUGUUCGACCAUGAGGACAACGUUCGGGGGCGAUGCCACGAAGCUCCCGACCCCAUCCAGACCUGCAUCCGGCGGGUCAGUUUCAUGUGGUGCGCAGACAGCCUGCUGUACCAUUGCAUGUCGGACCCAGAGGGGGAUUACUCCGACCCGUGCUCCUGCGACACCGGCGACGAGCGCUUCUGCCUGCGUUGGACGGCGCUGGUGGGUCUGUCACUGCUGGCACCCUGCAUGUGCUGCUACGCCCCCCUCAGGGCCUGCUACCGCUGUGGCGUUGCCUGCCACUGCUGCGGUGGGAAACACAAAGCAGUGGGUUGACACCACAGUCUGUAGAAAAAAUGGUCUCUACUUCCUCCCAUUGUUCAUCAUUGACGUUGGGGAUACAGGCGGCGCUCACGGCCCUAGGAGGUUGCUUCAGGAGCAGUUGUAAAUUGCAACCGUCAAUCAUCAUGAUGUCACAUUCUGUUUUUAUAACGUCAGAUACCUAAAACAAAACUUGUCACAAACAUUGACCCUUGAACAUGCAUCAAUAUUAUAUUAACUACCUGAAAUAACAGAAACCAUCCUUGAAAAAAAAAAUUUGACGUGUAUUUUAGUGUUUUUGUCUCAUCCACCUAGCCACCAGUUGUGUGCCACAUGUGUUGGGUUCACUAUAGAGGAGCUGUCAUGGCGUCACUUUUUUUUUUU